Messenger RNA from Hyaloperonospora brassicae, 1614 nucleotides. NCBI's taxonomy places the organism in Eukaryota, Oomycota, Peronosporomycetes, Peronosporales, Peronosporaceae. The record is from the annotation of a GenBank genome assembly.
AUGGCGACGGCGGACGCCCUGUACAAGUCCAUUUUAGCGCGCGUCGAGCGCUCGGAGCUGCACGAGCAGAUGGAUAAAGUGGUACGACAGGACCUCGAGUCGAUGUGUAGCCACUUGAGCCACGCGUCACUGUCGAUCGCAGCGCUCCGGCAGCUGCAAGCGGCGGCAGCGCACGUGCGACCAGGCGGCGACUGGUUGCCAGUGACAUUCGAGACGCGAUUGAAGCGUAUCGAGGAAUUGCAGCUUCAGAUGGUGACGAAGGUGGAUCAGUUCAGUUUGGAACGGAGGAUGGGGAAGUGGACAAAGCUGGAGCGAAAGAGGAAGAGGAAGAGCAAGUCACUGGAUGACGAUGCGGUGGGUGUAAAAGACGAGAAAAGAUGUGCUGAGGGUACGGAAGUCGGAGAAGAUGAUGUUGAGAUGGGACUAGAUGAGGUCGUGAUGAUAGAGAUGGACAGGAGGGACGAGGGGGACGUGGAGAAGAGGAGAGAAGCAGAGUUGGCCUUUGUGUUUGGUGGGAGAAAAGAAGAAGAGGAAGAAACGAUGUGGUGUGGUAAACGCGAUCAUACGGAGACGAAGAUGGUGGAAGUAAAAGACGAGCAGGGGCAGCAGCAGCGAACGAAAGGGAAUGAAUUGAACGUGGCGGGUGUGAAUGUGAUGACGGCGGACGAGUUGAUGAAAGAAGAAGAGGAAGAAAAUGUAAUCGAGGUGACAACCGUGAUAGUUGUUGACAACAAGGAGCUAGCGAGCGAAUUGAUCCCCAAGCUUCUGGACGUGCCUGUGCGUGUGAAGGAGGAGUUAGUGAUGUGUGACAACGGACAGACUUUGCUCGAGAAGGUCGGAUUUGGGUCGGAAGCGAAAGAACUGGCAAACGAAGUGGCGCCGAAGCCAGAGGAUGCGCCUUUGCUUGUAACGGAAGAACCAGCAAUGUGUAUCUACGGUCAUGGUCUGCCCGAGGACGAAGGAUGUGGGUUGGAAGCUAAAGAGCUGACAAAAGUGAUAGUGCCAAGCUCGCAGGAUGCACUGUUACCUGUGAAAAAGGAAUCAGUGAUGUGUGCCGAUCGGUUCGUGUCGUCGAAAGACGAAGAACCCAGGUUGGAUCAUUAUGCAGCUACUGCUGGAAUCGCAAAGUCGGCUUUGAAUGAGCUGACGAUUUCCGAAUCGUCCAGUGAGUCAGCAGUGGAGCUAGAGGUGCCAGAUUCUGAUUCUGACGAAGCGUUUUCGCCUGUCCACGAAACAGUGAAACGACUAAAGAAUUCGAGGGCUUCUACCCAGCUGGUCAUGCUUCCAGCGGCUGUGGAUCUACUACGCGCCUACCUAAUUGAUCACAAAUACAUGACUGUUGUCGAGAUGGAUGGAUGUUUAUUCACGCACAAGCCUUUUACAGGUGAAGAGGCUCACGCGAUUUGUCGUACGAUUGAAACCAUCAUCUCUGUGGUCACGAAGUUACCAAUGCGACCAAAGAUCAAGCUGGCGCUUUGCGACUUGUUCACAACCGUUGAACAGCUUGAGCUCGCACUGGGCGAACUACCCGAAUCUUUACGUCCGGCUACGAAUAGGUUAUCCACUUACUUCAACUUGCACGUUGGAAGAGGUUGCGAACGCUGGAAAUUUUGA